CCUGGUACAGCUGUUACCUACAUGUUAUAUUAGCCACGUGAACUGGUUAAAAUCCUUCGUCUAUUUGAUCAAUGAAUCGACAAGCGUGUAGGAGUGUUACUAUUGCUAAUAUUAGAGGCGAACGUCUCAUAAUUUAGGACCGUUCCACCGAAUAUCUAGCAAGUUAUGGAGAGUAAAACGUUUUGGUAAGUGAACGUGUCGUUUGGUUGUUUCGUUUCUGUGAAGGAAAAAAAACCUAUUAUCUCUUUCAGACUUUACUGUGUGUUAGUUGACAGACCUAUUGUAGUUCGGUUUAUGUGUCUUUUGAAAUGGGAAAAGGAAAUCAGAAUACGUCGAGUAAUGGAGGGAAUGAUUCUGUAAAACAACAUACAUGGCAGGAAAUUACACAACAUGAUAAACGUCAUGAUAAAUGGAUUGUUAUUGAUAAUGAAGUUUAUGACAUCACAGAAUGGUCCAAACGCCACCCUGGUGGAAGUAAAGUUAUCAGCCAUUAUGCUGGACAAGAUGCGACGCAAGCCUUUCAUGCAUUCCAUAGUAAUAUAGGUCUUACUAAGAAAUAUCUAAAGGCCAUUCACAAAGGUGCUUUGCAAACCAGUAAUAUAAAAACAGCCAACAUAGAUGUCGACUUCCAGAAUCUCAGGGAAACUGUUACAAAAAUGGGAAUGUUUGAACCAAGUUAUACCUUUUAUACGUUAAAUUUACUCCAUGUUGUUGUAUUAGAUGUUCUGGCUUAUUUUGUUUUACGAUAUUUUGGUACUGGAUGGCUGCCUUUACUUACAUCACUUAUAUUUACAGUUAUAGUUCAGGUUCAGUUGGGUUGGUUAGCUCAUGAUUUUGGUCAUACCUCUGUUUUUGGCACCAAAUAUAAAAUUGAUGAGUUUAUGGAGAGAAUCUGUAUGGGUUUUAUGAAGGGUGCUUCAGCCAAAUGGUGGAACCAUAUGCAUUUUCAACAUCAUGCUAAACCUAAUGUGGUAGUUAUUGUAUUAAUAUAUUAUUUUCAAACUAAUUGUUAUUCAGUGGAACAAUAUAUCUAUUUGUCAUUAAAGUUGGCAUUUUAA
This is a messenger RNA of Patella vulgata (common limpet), 1058 nucleotides long. Its product is annotated as fatty acid desaturase 2-like. The record is from RefSeq and is a predicted model, not a curated record. The transcript has 5 exons. Lineage: Eukaryota; Metazoa; Mollusca; Gastropoda; Patellidae. Gene Ontology annotation, biological process: lipid metabolic process. The coding region runs from base 309 to 1058 and encodes 249 amino acids. Gene Ontology annotation, molecular function: oxidoreductase activity, acting on paired donors, with oxidation of a pair of donors resulting in the reduction of molecular oxygen to two molecules of water. Gene Ontology annotation, cellular component: membrane.